This is a messenger RNA of Oncorhynchus gorbuscha (pink salmon), 2233 nucleotides long. RefSeq names its product hedgehog acyltransferase like, b (gene hhatlb). The record is from RefSeq and is a predicted model, not a curated record. Gene Ontology annotation, biological process: negative regulation of N-terminal protein palmitoylation. Gene Ontology annotation, cellular component: endoplasmic reticulum. Gene Ontology annotation, molecular function: acyltransferase activity. NCBI's taxonomy places the organism in Eukaryota, Metazoa, Chordata, Actinopteri, Salmoniformes, Salmonidae.
UUUAAUUGUUGUCUGCUUCCUCGCCGGGAGUCAGUGGUCCCGCGCGCCGACCACACCACUGGACCGUUAACAACACUGCAGAUGCACGAGACUGCUUUCUUUCCCUACCUUCAUUUUCCAUUUGGUAUUUUUAUUUCGUUUUAAGGGGGAUUGCAUUGACUUUGUUGACUUGUUUGGGGGUUACAGCUACUUUGCCUCCUCAAGGUCCUUCUGAGUGGAGGGUGUCUGUCCAUACCCUCCAGGUUCUGAGUGUGUGGGUUCCACCAGCUGACCGGUCACUAUGGGGAUCAAGGCAGCCCUGCCCAGAUAUGAGCUGUACUUCUAUAACACAGUGGUCUAUCUGGGCUUGUUGUGGGCUGCCAGCUGGAUCUUUGAUGUGUCCAGCUCGAACGCAAACAGAAAGUCGUUCAAGUCCAGCGUGACCCCAGGAUGGUACUACUUCGGCAGGAGGAUGGAUACGGCUGACUUUGAGUGGGUGAUGUGGUUCUCCACGUUCCGGGACCACAUCCUCUUCGCCCUGUCUGGUCAUGUGAUCUUCGCUAAGAUCUGCUCCAUGCUGGCUCCACAGCAUAGGAGCCUGAUGUACCUGUGUUAUGGUACCCUGGCGGUGCUGGUCACUAUGGGUUGGACCUACACCACUCUGAUCCUGUCCCACUGUGUGCUGCUCUACAGUAUCUCUCUGGUUAAACUGCGCUGGCUCUGCUUCCUAGCUGGACUCACCACCCUGUCCACAUUCAAGAUGGAACCAUUCAUAUCCUGGCAGGCUGGUUUUGUGACGGGGGAUUUUGAGCUCCGUUCUGUCCUGUUCUACGGCGGUUGUGGGUUCACCAUCAUGCGCUGUAUGAGUUUUGCUCUGGAGAACUGUGAGAAGAAAGAAGGAAACUACAGCAUCCUGGAACUCCUCAAGUACAACUUCUACCUGCCCUUCUUCUACUUCGGACCAAUUAUGACCUUCGACAAGUUCUAUGCUCAGGCCAACAAGGCUGACCUGACCCGUCAGGAGGGGGCGAUAUGGAACAUAUCUCUGCAGGGACUCAUUCACCUGGGGGCCAUAUUAACAGUGGACAUCCUCUUCCACUUCCUGUACAUCCUGAGCAUCCCCACGGACAUGAAGCUGCUCAAACACAUGUCUGACUGGGCUGUAGUUGGUCUGUCCUACUGUAACCUGGUGUAUGACUGGGUCUCUGGCAGCGGUGAUGUUGCUGUCAACACUGUGUCUAGACUGGAUCAUCUGGACCCUCCUCAACCUCCAAAAUGUCUCACAAUGUAUGUCUUCCCUCAUAGACACUUUGACAGAGGAAUAAAUGACUGGCUGUGCAAGUAUGUGUAUAACUACCUGGGAGGGAAGCAUGACACUGUGUGGGAUGAGGCCAUUGCUACGCUGUGUACUUUUGGCAUCACUGUGCUGUGGCUGGGACCCUGUCAGGUGGUGUUCAUCUGGGCCUUCUUCAACUGCUUCGGACUCAACUUCGAGCUCUGGACUGCCAAGUUCGUCUGCAUGGAACCCUUUGCUUCUCUAGAGAUGGCGAUGUCUCCUGCCAUGUCUCGUAGGAUCAGAGCUGUGUUCAACACCUUUAACUUCUGGACCAUCGUCCUCUACAACAUCAUCGCUCUCAACAGCCUGGAGUUCACUAAGCUGGUCGCCAGGAGACUGCUGCUUAAAGGCUUCCCCAUCACCACCAUCACUGUCUUCAUAGUGACCUAUUGUCUUGUCCAGCUCAUCAAGGAGAGAGAGAGAAGACAGGCUCUGAUCGAUGACCCCGACCCCAUCCCUCCCCCGCCCCGUUCCUCCCCCGCCCCCGCCCACGCCCCCGCCCCCGCCCCCGCCCCCACAACAGUCACGUCCACAGCCCCCAUUCAGCUGGUGGUGGACCCCAGCAAGGAGAAAGCAGAGUAGUGAUUGAAGGGUGACAGUGUCUGUCAAAGUCCCAAAUGUCUUUAUGAGUCAUGGUUUCCUCUGUGUCAUCAUGGAGAUGUCGAGGCUACAGUUAAUCGACCAGGUAUAUUUAGAAGUUCUUCAUAGCAAUAAAAUCUAUUGAGCAGCAAUAUCUAUCUACUGUAAUAUCGACAAAGAGCAAUAUCUAAGAUUUCUACUCAGUCUACUGCCUAAAACACCCUGAGAGUGCUGUCAUCAACAUAGAUUUUCUACAAUGUUUUCAUCAGAAGUUGUGUUUCAUUGCUAAUCAUGUAAAACUGCCUUUAUUGUAAUUAAAUCCUCUAAGUGGUGCUCAAA